AUGAUCACGAAUGUCUUUUCUUCUGCAGACGGAGUCGAUGUCGUUGGAAUUUUAGUGAAUUAUCGUAAUGCAUGUAAAAAUUUGGGAAUACCGACCAUUGUCUCCGUUGAGCGUCAAAUCGAGCGUUUUCACCAGUCUCCCUAUAGUCGACAAGACUUGCUUUCUCUCAAGGGCGAGACAGUAUCUUCAGCUCAAAUGGAGGCUCUUGAGGAAAUUUUUCGUAGAGUUCAAUUCGAUAUUUUGGAUUUCGAGUAUACGUUCUUGGACGACGAUGCCGCCAUUGCAUUGAGUGAAAUGCUGGAGUUCUACGAUUCUGCUCAAAAGUUGAAUCUUUCGUUUAAUAAACGGAUAACCAUUAGGGGAUGGACCGAUAUAUUCAAGGCUGUAAAAAAUUGUAAUUCACUUCAAACGCUAAAUCUACGAUAUACUUCUGUUUCGGACAAGUCGUUGUCCACGCUAUGUCGAACACUUCGAGGAACCCCUCAACCCGUUCUUGGUUGCCUUCAUCUGGAGAAUGUGAAUUUAUAUGGAAGAAAUUUAUACAGUCUCGUAUGUGCCUUGAAGUUCAACACUGUGCUCAGAGAAUUGUAUCUUGGUGAAAAUAACUUGCAAAGUGCCGAUGGAGCUCAUUUAUAUCAGUUGCUAACGAAUAACUUCACUUUACAAAUGCUCGAUUUAAGGAACAAUCAAUUAACGGAUGCUGGAAUUGUGAAAGUAUGUGAAGCUUUGCGAAAUCCGGAGGUAGUAAAGAAUUCUUCUCUUACGGCACUUGUACUUUGGAACAACAAGAUAACUGCCAGUAGCAUGAAUGCUAUUGCAGGGGCAUUAUGUGAAAACUUCCACAUUGAAACAAUUAAUAUUGGAAACAACUUUAUCGGUGAAGUUGGCGUUCAACGAUUGAAACCUGCACUUGCUUGUAAUGGCAGUAAUCUCCGCCGACUUGGACUUCAAAAUACCCACAUGACUUGCCAGAGCUCAGCGGGUUUGCUCGCUCUUCACUCAGCUAUGAAAAUCAACACAUCUAUCUCACUGUUAAACUUGGAUCAAAGCUGUGUUGUUGCUUCAAGUGUUAAAGUACGACCAUAUCAGGAGAAUUUCCGGCGAUACUAUGAUGAUAUCAAAAGGUAUUGCGAGCGGAAUAAACUCGCUGUUCAACAGAAAGCUGAGAUCGGUCCAGUUGACACGAAGGCUGCAAUGUCUUCAAAGAUUGACGAGCCAAGAAUGGAGGAUGAGGACAAAUCUGAACACGGUACUACAGUGAACAUUACUAUGAAUGUCGAAAUGUCGCCACCACAUGAACAACCAACUCCACUAGUGACGAGUUCUGGAUCCAAAGGAAAAUUCAUUCGAACUUCAUCACUGACGUGUGCUGAGACAGUUUCUGAUAUCCAUAGUGCACCACUUCACGAGAAUCAAUCUCGACCGAAAACUUUAGCAUUAGAUGUUCCAUGUACAAAGUUAACUCGUGAAUACUCACCGUCAACUUCAGUGGUGUCGUCUCUCCCUGAUUCACUCGAGUCAUCGCAUACAACAGUCAAAGCAACUGAUGAUUCGAUUUUACCAAAACAAGAAAAUACGGCAAGCAUAUUUUUGGAGGAGUCAGUGAAUGCGACUGAGGGGUAUUCAAACCAACAAGAGUGUUCAGGAAGUGAAGAUGCUGGAACAUCAAAAGAGAGGUGUUCUGCUGAAGAAGUUUUGCAUCAAGACGUUGAAGAUCUCGGUGUUGCUAGUGAAGAUUCUGUGAAGGAUGUCAGGACUGUAGUUAGCGACUUAGUGAACUAUGUGGUGUAUGAGGAAACAUCUGUGAUCGAGCGGAAACGCUCACUGUUGCUGCAGAAUAUUUCGUUUCCAGAUAGUGAGCUAGCCUCCAUAAAAGAAAGUCGCAGUGAAGAUUUCAUGCAGAGUAGGAAUAGUGGGGCAUCAUCGAGGUUUGUUAUAUAUAAUGGAAUAGACGUGCUUAAAGUUGCUACACCAUAUUCGAUAACAUUUAGAAUGGGUAACAUCGCUGAACCUGCCGAAGAGUCAGAUGAUAUUAUUGUUACACACGUGGUCCGCAGACUAGUUCGCGAGGUUUUAAGACAAGAGAAAGAAGAUUUAAGAAAUACACUCGACAGACGACGAAGACGUCCUGGUGUUGUUCAGUCGAGCAGUCCGAUUUAG
Molecule: messenger RNA, 2160 nt
Organism: Angiostrongylus costaricensis
Lineage: Eukaryota; Metazoa; Nematoda; Chromadorea; Rhabditida; Metastrongylidae
Source: the annotation of a GenBank genome assembly